Molecule: messenger RNA, 1593 nt
Organism: Pecten maximus
Lineage: Eukaryota; Metazoa; Mollusca; Bivalvia; Pectinida; Pectinidae
Product: PHD finger protein 14-like
Exons: 7
Coding region: 183-992 (269 amino acids)
Source: RefSeq, a predicted model, not a curated record
UUUGCAUAUUUCCUAACUAGCAACAGUAACGACUGAACACAAAUUUAUAACUAGAUUUUAUUAUAAGUUACUGACAGGCAUGACCUGUACUUUGUUUGUUCCUUACAGAGAAAUCCAACGUGAGAGACAGGCCGGAAGGACAAGAAACGAAUAAGGCGUCCUUUGACUUUACGUCUGAGAGAAUGACAACUGCAAGAUCUACUGGUCGAAAACGAAAGAAAAGGAGAAAUAAAAAGCAAGCUAUGGAAAGUCCAACUUCUGCGAGUAAAAUCAGGACAAGAUUGGCGAACAACAAAGUUAGCGAUUCCAAUGAAAGUGACGGGGAAAAAUCAACUCCCAGAGGAGGACACCUAGAGUUGGUACCACGUGAUCGGAAACUGCCACCACUGGAGAGAACCAGUGAACAGGAAAACACGGAAGUAAAGAGAUUAAAAAAGAAGAAACAAAAGAAAAACAAAAAGCAGAAGGACGAAAAUGAACAGGUAAAGACCAAUGACAUAGAUAAUACUGCUCCUUUACCGAAUCAAGUUGCCGAGAGCUCUUCUCAUUCCGGUAACAUGGUUACGUUAAUAGUUUCAGCGUCCAAUAAGCCAGAACUUACAGACCAGGAACCAGAUAGUCAGCCUGGCAUUGUAGAUGUGACUACAUCUGAGAAUACAGAACAAAAGCCAAAUAUGGAACCUGGAAAUUAUUCGAGAUUGAGUGUUGGCCCUAACACGCAGCCAAGUGAGGAAACACAAGAAAUUUCAGACGCCAAAACGACAAGUGAUACUAACACCGAAACUGAAACUGAUUCUGCUGUGGAAAAGAAGGAACGAGAAGGGCUGAAUUAUGGUGCUAGCUCACGACAGAGUUCCGAGGGCAAUACGCAAACCAAUACCGAAACUGAAAAUGGACAUGAGACUCCCGAGAAAAAGUCGCACGGAUUAAAAGAUGGUGAAAUGAAUGAUAAUACUAACGAUAACGCUUCUGACAGCGUGACGAUAUUUUAGAAGGACAGAACAAUGUUGUCUAUACUUUGCAAGCAGACAAUGACAGUCCAUCAUCAUUAACGUCGAUGUGCCUGCGCAAGAAAAUGGAGAUGAAUAGUUGGAUCCUAGUAACGUAGCAGCAGAUGGAGGAACAACUUUAAUAUCGUCAGUAUUUUUAUACAGAGUAUUGGGAACAGCAAUCCUUUGUAAUAUUUUACCAAGUAUUUUCAGUAUUCCGGCCAUAUUUAAUACAAUACCUUCUGUAUAUGGACUCUUAAUGUUUUGUACGGGUAUAAAAUGAGGCUCUUUUACUCAUUAAUCCGCACAUUGGUCGUCUGGAACUCAUUUUUGAGUCCUGGUACAUUAUGAUAGCAAUAUAAAGCAUUCGUCAGGAUAAAGGAAAAGUGCUUUGUACUUAAAUACUGAAGAUCAUAUAAUUAUAUGCCAUUCUUUUGUUCAACGUAUACUACCCUACCUUAUACUUAGUUAUAUGGAUUGUUUUCUUCCUAAACAUUAUUUCAGGGUCUGUUUUAUGGUUUGGUAUAAAAAUGAUAUAAUCCGUCCAUAUUUUUACAAAAUUGCAGCUUCUUGAAGUACAUUUUGUAAGUACUAUAAAAUAAAA